Hypomesus transpacificus is the source of this 4582-nucleotide messenger RNA. RefSeq names its product amyloid beta precursor protein binding family B member 2-like. The transcript has 6 exons. Gene Ontology annotation, cellular component: cytoplasm; nucleus. Lineage: Eukaryota; Metazoa; Chordata; Actinopteri; Osmeriformes; Osmeridae. Bases 1326 to 1961 code for a protein of 211 amino acids. The record is from RefSeq and is a predicted model, not a curated record. Gene Ontology annotation, molecular function: transcription factor binding; amyloid-beta binding. Gene Ontology annotation, biological process: regulation of DNA-templated transcription.
UCUCUCUCUCUCUCUCUCUCUCUCUCACUCUCUCUUUCUCGCUCUUUUUCUACUAAGUCCUUCUUUGUGUAUUUCUCUAAAUGUUUUCUCAGGGUUGAAAAUGCUAAUUAAAAGCAGGUCAAUGCAGUUCUGCAGACCUAUGACUCACACACGCACACAUGUACACACACACACACGCGCGCGUGCGCACACACACACACACUCUGUCUUUCCUACAGCCAAACCCUCAGUAUGCACAGCUGUUGGGGCUGUCUAAGGGGAAUAGUUCGGAGGAGGGAGGGAAAGAACAGUACAAGCAACUCAAGGUUAAGUGUGUGUGUGUGAGUGGAUGCCCGUGUGUGUGUGUGUGUGUGCACGUGUACACGUGUGUGUGAGUGUGUCUUUGGGAGAGAUGAAACUCAGUGUACCCCAGCAGGAGGUAUUUUGCUGUGAUUGUAUUUUCUCCUCCAACUAACUCUCCUUCUUUCUUCCCUCGCUUCCCUGGAUUCAGAGAGAGGUAAACAAAAGAAUGCUGUUAUUCCUCCACCCCUGUUCUCUCCUCCCCUCAUUCCUCACUCCUUGUCCAUCGGCGCUUCUAGUUAUUGUUUCAUUUCCUGGUUUCUGUCUCCCUCGGUCUUCAAAGCACAUUUCCAACCUAUUGUCUUAUGACCUGUACAAAACAACCGACAUGCACACACACUGAAGCGCACGCACUCCGGUGGAGAUUUCAAAGCCCCUUUCUGACUCGUGCACGUUGCCCAUGAGGUGGUCUUUUAAUCUUAUCCACACACACAUGGAGGUGUGUAUUUGUUUGAGUACCCGAGGCAUUUUUUGAGACCCCCCCCCCCCCCCCCCCCCUUUAUCCCGGAGUGCUCCUUUCUAUCUUUUCAUCCACCGUCAUCCCUCCAUCUUUUCCAAUAUUUUUUGGUCCCUUCCUACCAUCUGUUGAAGCCUGAAAGGGGGGGGGGGGUGGAGCAGCUGUGUCUGUUCUCUGUGGAACUCUCCAGUGCAUCUUAGUGCUCCAUUGAUCUCAGUGGUUCUUUAUCGAUCUUUGUGUGUGUUUUUACUCAUUAGGUCGGUAAAGGUCACACACCCACACACACAUUCUUAUGUUUGAAGCAUUGUACCAAGCCCUUUCACAGGAACACCAAUAUAGUGUCAUAUUCACACCCUAAUCUCUGUUGUCCUUCCUUCCCUGGGUAACUCUUUGUUUUCUCCGCCCCCUCAGAGAUUUUGCGUACGUGGCGAGGGACAAAGACACGCGGAUCCUGAAAUGUCAUGUGUUCCGCUGUGACACGCCAGCCAAAGCCAUCGCCACCAGCCUGCACGAGAUCUGCUCCCGGAUCAUGACAGAGCGUAAGAAUGCCAAAGCCAUGGCGGCGGGUUCUCUCCAGGACAGGAUUCAGGCAGGACUAGACCUCCCCCUCCAAGCAGAGUUCCCCACCCCAAAGACAGAGCUGGUCCAGAGGUUUCAGGUGUUCUACCUGGGCGUCAUGCCUGUAGCCAGACCCAUAGGAAUGGACAUCCUGAACGGAGCCAUCGACAGUCUGGUGGGCUCGUCCAGUAGAGAGGACUGGGUCCAGGUGGCCCUCAACGUGGCCGACGCCACCGUCACCAUCAGCAAGGAGAAGGAGGAAGAGGAAGUGCUGGUGGAGUGCCGUGUGCGCUUCCUGUCCUUCAUGGGUGUGGGCCAGGACGUGCAUACGUUCGCCUUCGUCAUGGACGGCGGCGGGCAGCACUACGACUGCCACGUGUUCUGGUGCGAGCCCAAUGCCGGCAGCGUGUCGGAGGCCGUCCAGGCCGCGUGCAUGCUGAGGUACCAGAAGUGUCUGGUGGCACGGCCCCCCUCCCAGAAGGCCUGUGGCUCCGCCCCCCAGGGAGACUCUGUGUCUCGCCGUGUCUCCACCAGCGUGAAGCGUGGCGUCCUCUCACUCAUCGACACCCUCAAGCAGAAGAGACCUGUCACCGAGCUGCCCCAGUAACCAUGGAAACCCAGCGCCUGUCCACUCCCCCUGCCACCAGACCCCCCCCCCCCCCUCCCCCCCCGUCGCCCUUGGGUCACCAUGGAAACAAACAGAAAACAAAAACCCAUAAACACAAUCCGCUAAAGGGAGUUGCGGUCAAUUUAGUGCCAAAUCGUGAGCUGGAAGUGAAAUAGAAAUUCCAUUUGAAAGUUGGACAUCUUUGCAUAGAAAGCAAAUGCAACCCUGUACAUUAGUCAUAUCUCUGAACAUGAAACUCUAAAAUAUAAAUUCCUUGAAUUAUAACAGAAUUGUAUCUGACAAAUAACAAACCAAAUGAUAAAAACCUAAAUAACUAGGAUGAAAACAAUGUGACUGUAUAUAUCAAAACAAAAACAACAAAGGAAGUGUAACUUCAAAAACAGGAAGUGGUUGAAAGAAAGGGUGGCUUCCGAAACUCUUAUUCCUGCCCUGAUGACCCCUACUGUCUCUGCCUCUGUGUUCCUCCAGCAUGAACUCACACACUCGGCCACACCCCUCUCACUCACCUGGGGAUGGGUCUCAAUACUAUUUCCCGGCCUCUUCUCCUCUCUGCAAACUGCACUCCCUCAUUUGCUCAUUAGCAAAAGUGUCUUUAAGGCAGUAUGGCUUUUAUCUACACAGACCAGUGCUGUCGAAGGACGGGUCACAGGGAGAGGAGACUUCAUGCAAGCAUUGAGACACACCCUGUGGCCACACCUUCGUUCGCCUACUAUGUCCUAUCCUGCAUGGCUCCAUUGUGUGUGACUGUGGAACUCCUGACUAAAGUAAUGCAUCGCUGCUGACUCCAACAGACAGACGGAAAGACAGCGAGAAAUCAUCAAUAUAUUUUUGCCUUUGUUUCUUUUCCAUUUUUCAUUUCCUUUCUGCGGAGGUUGACUCACCACUGCCAUACCACACUCGAUUGGUCAGGUCUGAGUUUGCUGGUAAAUUGUCGACUAGUCCGGUCUGGGUGACCUAAACGAGAGGUGACCUUUCACCUGGAACAUGAUUGUGUCACGUCCUGUUUACUUUUCCUUUCCUGCCUUCAUCUUGCCUGGCAGGAAAAUGACAGACAACAGCCAUAACUGAAGGAGAGGCCUGAGGGAUGGACAAAAUAUAAUCUCUCCCCUUCUCCUGCCUAGUGAUGAAAGACACCAAGAGAGAGACACAGACACACAGCUGAAAAUGCUGCUCUGAGAGACCCAGGAGGACCAUUGACUGAAAGAAAUGUUGUGUCUUCCAUUACACCCAGGAUCACAGCUCAUUCAGCCAAGAACAUCUAUCUCACACACACACAUACACACACACACACAUUCAGAACAGCCACUAUCAAACUAGCAUGUCUUGUGGUCACUAUAAAAAGGGGCAGUUGAUUUAAUGAGACGUGGAUCAAUGUUUUUAUACUUUCGAGCUGGUUUGUUGCUUUUUUUUAAAUGCAGCUGAACUCUAAACAUCGACCUUUCAACUAGACAAGAUGGGAAAUUUGGGAAUGCAAGUGACCAUGGCCUCUGUGCCAUCUUCAACACAACACUUCCUAAUGCCAUGUUGACCAAGAACGUUAGCGGAUGCUGCUAUAUAUUCUCCUGAGUUCGGUCACCUUGUCUUCCAUCACCUGCUCUUGUCUGUAUGGCCACCAACGCCACUUUGAUUACCUACUUUGGUCUGUUUUAGGUGGCAUCCUUGUAUCUCAUUUGAUUUGAACACCCAGCUGACCCUCCUGUUCAGCGUGGAUUGGUCGGUUCUUAACAAUAUGGCGAUUGGCUCUCUGAUAGGCUACACAGGGGCAAAAGGAAGAAUUUAACAUCUUUGAAAAUAUAGUUCAACCACAAAGCCUUCUUUUGUCACGGGAUAUAGAAAUGUGAAUUAAAUGACAAGUCAGUGUGUAUAUCUAUAUAAUAUAUCAUUUUUAUCACCUUAUAAGCUAUCUUUUCAUUUUCAGUGUGUGCAGUUUUAUAUUGUUUCCUUCAUGAAAAACUGCCUUUGUUGAACACACGAAAAGGGCCAAAGUGUAAAAUAUCAAUGUUUGUUGUAGAUACAAAAAUACAGAAAAAAUACAUAGAGAAAAUAUCCGAAAAUGAGAAUGGAUUAAACAGAAUCGCUUUGAGUUUAUUUUGGUUGUCAAACAAGAUCAGUUUAUACGUUUAUAGAAGUCUACCAAUCGAUUAUCUAUGCAUAUCUUUUUGGCCUGGCUGGAAACUGAUAGAAAUGUCAACCCAAAAAGUCUUGCAUGCCCUUUGAGACAUUCGAGAAGAAGACUGUAUGUACUGAACAGAAAUAUGUUUUAUUUUAUUUAUUCUAUUUUAUAACUGCGCAUAUUGGUUGUAUUCGGUUGGGCAUUCAGUCUGAUGCACUUCCUGGUUCCCUCACAGUAGCGAUGACACCCGUAAGUUUGGUUUACAAACAAGCCUCACAUUGUACAGCUAGACUGGGAGUAUAAUCCAUUUAACUUAUUAGGUUGAUGAGAAUGGGGCAGUACUUCCAAACUCUCUAGCUCAUACAGUAAUUCACUUUACAGUUUAACUUCACUCAGACAAUUUUGUCAGCUUCAGUUUGCUGCUCACUGAUUUGUACACCAUAUCAAUGUAACCUAUUGUGAGAAUAAACAUCAUAUUAAAACAUAA